AGCCAACAUUUAGAUCUGACUCUACCCAAACUCUUUUGGUUCAUCCCAACAUUCCCCACUUGUCCAACUAUUAUUGAGUAGUUUUUGGAUAUCAAACAGACCUCUCCAGAAGGUAAUUUUAAUGUGGCCAAUUUCCCCUCUUUUGAAAUCAAUUUCACUAUUGCACUCGCUGCUUUAGCUAAUUGUUCGCCUUUUCCAAGUGUGAUUUCUAUGUUAUCCCCCAUUUGAGUCCGAUUUGAACAUUCGGGGAACCCGGCAGAUUCCAAUUCCCUCUCUCAUUUUUAAUUUUAUACCCAUCUCCAUCUCUAUUCUCCAACUCAAACCGCAUUGCUUAGAAGCCAGAUUUCUCCAUCACUAACUACCAUGACUGCUUCUGGUGGGAGUUCUGCAGAUGGGAAGAAAUCUCUUUCCGAUCUUGCUCCUCUGGAAGCAGUGUUUUUUGACGUUGAUGGAACUUUGUGUGAUUCGGACCCUCUUCACCUUUAUGCCUUUCAAGUAUUGCUUCAAGAGAUUGGUUUUAAUAAUGGCGUCCCAAUUACAGAGGAAUUCUUUAUCCAAAAUAUUGCUGGGACGCACAAUGAUCAUAUUGCCGAGUUUCUCUUCCCCACAGAUAUUCCAAGAGGCUUGAAGUUCAUUGAGGAUAAGGAAGCAAUGUUUCAGAGAUUGGCCUCAGAGAAGUUGGAGGCUAUAAAUGGCUUGUAUAAAGUGAAGAAAUGGAUUGAAGAUCAUGGAUUGAAGCGGGCAGCUGUUACCAAUGCUCCUAAACCAACUGCUGAACUGAUGAUCGACAAACUUGGCCUUUCAGAAUUUUUUGAUACUGUUGUUAUAGGAGGCGAAUGCGAGCAUGCCAAGCCUCACCCAGACCCCUACUUGAAGGCACUUGAAGUGCUCAAGGUGUCAAAGGAUCACACAUUUAUAUUUGAGGAUUCUGUGUCUGGGAUAAGGGCUGGAGUUGCAGCAGGCAUGCCUGUUGUGGGUUUAACCACCAGAAAUCCAGAAGAUGUACUUAUGAAAGCGAAUCCUACCUUUCUUAUAAAGGACUACGAUGAUCCAAAAUUACUGGCAGCUUUGGAAGAGCUUGAUAAAAAAGGAGGUUCUGCAGAAAAUGCAGCUUGAAUGUUUCAUGGCAUAAAUUUUUAAAAUGGUUAGGAGUUUCUUUUCUCUAUCUGAACUGAAAUGAAUAAUUGUCUAGAGGCUGUAGGUCACCUC
Molecule: messenger RNA, 1209 nt
Organism: Rubroshorea leprosula
Lineage: Eukaryota; Viridiplantae; Streptophyta; Magnoliopsida; Malvales; Dipterocarpaceae
Source: the annotation of a GenBank genome assembly